GUUUCGCCGUCGAUAUUGCACUUUUCCUAUCUACUUCUCUCUACUUCAAAAUGUACCCGCGGUCACGCAGGUACUUUUGCUCAGCUUCUCUCUCAGUCUCCUACAGUAGUGUCUCACCGAUCAUUUUCUGCAUCAUACCUGCUCAGUUAUAAAAUGGUCCUUGCUUAACCUUAUAAAUACCCUGGUUCCGAAAUAUGUUGGAAAAUUAUGUUCUCACCCUUGUGAUUUUGUCGUCUCAUUUGUGCGCAGGAGCGAUUUAUAGCUUGCAAAUGGAGGCAAUUAGAUUGGCGAGACCUUGCUAUGUUCUGUCGAGCAAUGCUAAAUCAUCGGACCUUGAUAAAGCCAACAGUUGUUGUAUGGAUGCCGCAAAUUUGAUUACUGAUAGUCGAACCGACGAUGCUGAGAACAAAUGCCCUAACUCUCAGAAUGCCAAGUGUUCUCCGAAACACACUCACGGCGGCUUGAGGUACAGGUGUACUGUGGAGGUGCCCAACCCCCAAUUUCAGUCUCCUCCCUGGUCUUCCAGUCGGUUAUCCCCCCGUCUUGGUCGGAUACCCCGUCCGUCCUUCAAUCGCUCCUUCCAAACGAAGGAACUUUCCUCUUGCUUCUCAGAGGUUUUUGACAACUUCCCACCCCCUUGGACCAAGAUAUAUUCAAGAGAAAACAUCGAAAGAGCUAUAUCGUCUCGUUCUUCAUUCCCUUCCUCAUGGCCUCCGUCUUUAGCCCUGCACUCGGCAUCCAGACUUCAUCGGAGACAUGCACUCAACCUCCAGAACCGUAAAGAACCAGCCAAGGAUUCCAAACAUGUGCCCUUUUCGGAGUUCGAUUUUGAUCUGGUCGAUGAAAAAAGUUGGGAAAUCGUUGGGAAGAGCGCAGCGGUUUUUGCUAUUCAAGGACGUAGGAAAAAGAUGGAGGAUAGGUUCAUUGUGCGAGAGACCACGGAUGUAGGAGUGUCUAUCUUCGCGAUUUUUGACGGGCACAGCGGAGAGUUUGCUGUAAAAUACGCUGAAGAUAACCUGGUGCCUAAUAUAAUAAGUAAAAUAAAAUCUGUGCAACCGAAGCAAAAAUUCAAGAGAACACACUCAUGGCCAUCCCCAUUCUCUCUAUCUUUUCCAUCAUCUCCUAGGAAACGAGCAAUUCUUUCAGAAUAUGUGAAAGAAGAAGGAAUUGACUAUGAAAAAAUUUUGGAGGAUGUUAUCAUAGCAACAGAUGCAGCACUUUUGGAUGAAGCCAGGAAAGUGACCGAUUCGAAGUUCAAGGCAGGCGGAACUACUGCGCUACUAGCUCUAUUUGACGGAUUGAAACUAUACGUGGCGAAUGUCGGUGACUCGCGUGGAGUGAUGUGCGAUGCCUCGGGAGAGACCGUUCUACUAUCGGUUGAUCACAAACCAGACUUGAAAGAAGAAGAAGAACGAAUCAAAGCAGCUGGGGGCACCGUUAGGCGCAGGAAUCCCUCAAGUAGCACGGCUCGAGUGGAUGGAAAACUAGCAAUGUCAAGAUCACUCGGCGAUAUGUCCUUGAAAGACAAAAAAUUGAUAAUCCCGGACCCCACGAUCAAGAUUUUCGACCUGAGCAACAAGCCGCAAUUCAUCAUUAUGGCAUCGGACGGUCUAUGGGACCGUGUCACCAACGAGGGGGCGGUCGACUUCAUCAAAACGCGACUCGACGAGCCGCACUUCGGUGCCAAAAGCUUGGCGCAUUUCGCGUAUUUCCGGAAAUCUUCGGACAAUAUCACUGUGAUGGUGAUCAAAUUUAAGGGUCAUGUUUGGUUGAAUCGGGUCCUGUCCAGAUCGGGUUCUAGGAGUCCGAAAAGCGAAAAAAGUGGGAGGAAAGAGUCGCCGUAACGAUGAAAAUCACGCAUCGAGCUUUGGCAAUACUGACGUAUACUGCCGUGAUAAGGAAAAACGCCGUAUGAGCAUUCCGAUGCUGCCAAAUUUCCUCUUGGAUGAUGUUAAUUUUUGAAGAAAUUUAUGAUUAUUUUCCUCGAGAUUUCUAGACCUUUCCUGGGCCGCUUGUGGACCGAACCUGCAAGUACUUCGGUACGAUUUUUUAACGAGUUUUUUCUGCUCAGGCUUUUUCCUCGCUACUCAAGCUCCAGCCCUCAUCACUAUUUGCGGCUUUUUUUCUAGAAUGGCGUCGUAACUGCUCUGCCAACUGGAGGUGAACUCGCGGCACUGGGUUUUUGCUGCAAAGUCAUCACACGUCCGCUCACACCUUAGAGCAAGUCUAAAAGUUCAUUCGAGUUAAAUUCAAAUAUUUUUUGGAAUUCUCUUUAACAGAUUGAUGCUAGUAUUACCUGGCAGUUGUUGUCAAGUUUUCAAAGUCAGCUUUAUUGUCAAAAUCAUGUAAUUUGAGACAAUAAACCAAUUUGAUAUAUACAAAGUGAGCAAACUCAGUCCUAGAAUUAAAAAAAAAAAAAAGAUUUCUAGAUGUUUUAGAUUGAAGUGCGAACGAAAUUCUCUGGAAAAUCAAAGGAAAAAUAUUUUCGAAUUUACCCAAAAAUCUGAGAUUUAUCUAAGGUAAAUUGGCAACGGCUGAGGGUACAUAUGACGUUUUUCCUUAGCUCGACAGUAUAAAGGGCUAACGAACAAUACCACGUAAUCGACGAUUUUGACGAAAAUGAGUGAGCGACUUUGCCGUAUUCUAUAGUAUAAAAUUUGUAGGCUGAUGAUUUUAGUUUUAUCCCGAUUCUGUAGGGGAGCGCUUCAAUUUAGUGUAGUGCAUGAAAAAAUUUCAAAUCUAACCUUCACAUUUUCAAAAUAGCGAAGUUUUCUCUUUCUCCUGCAAAAUCGUCAGUCUGUAGAUAGGCGGUAAUGACAAUCUAUAUCUAAGUUAACAGCAAACACUCAAAGGCUGAUUAUUGAAAGUCAUAGAUAAAAAAAGGAUGUGACCGUUGCUUACCCCGUAACGUAUUCGGCAGCAAAGUUCGAAAUUCAAAGUAUGGAAAACAAACCAUAACGUCAUUUUGUUCAUCGACGGACUCUUUCUGACCGAACUGUUUUCUAACGCUUCAAUCAAAUAAAACACGGAUUCAUUGAGUUGCAUCAGCUCGUAAAAUCA
Bemisia tabaci is the source of this 3060-nucleotide messenger RNA. RefSeq names its product protein phosphatase 1L. Gene Ontology annotation, biological process: protein dephosphorylation. NCBI's taxonomy places the organism in Eukaryota, Metazoa, Arthropoda, Insecta, Hemiptera, Aleyrodidae. Gene Ontology annotation, molecular function: protein serine/threonine phosphatase activity. The record is from RefSeq and is a predicted model, not a curated record.